AGCGGCACACGAAGCAGAACAGGACUCUGUUGAUGACCGGCAUGUGCCUCCUGGAUUGGGCCGCACGACGCUUGGCACCAUCAUUGUAAUUCAAAGAAUAAAGACUUUCUCUUUCCAAGAAGCGGACGCGAGAGAAGCACGAUGCCCAAGUCAAUGCAGGAAGAAGCGGUGUGGGUGGACGAGGAGGCGGCCCCGCCAGCCGCAGAAAAGACGACCGUGAAAAAGGGCAAGAAAGAUAAGAAGAAGAAGAAGAGUUUCUUUGAGGAACUUGGCACAGAUGUCAAACCUAAAGCAGAUGAGGCUGCUGUGAGAGAGACCGCAGGGAAACAGUCUCAUAAAAAGAAAAAAGACGUGCGGAAAGGCAAGGGUGGAGACGCAGGUGGGGACGACGAUGAGGACGUCAUGCUGAAGCUGAAAAAGCUUUCAAUGCAAGCAAGUGAUGAGGACGACGAGCCAGCCACAGCCGGCAGGAAAGGGAGCAAGAAGAAGCAGGGCGGAAACAUCUUUGCUGCUCUGAGCCAGAGUGAUGAGGAUGAGGCACGCCCAGUGGAUGAAGAAGAUACACCAGCAAAAAGGAGCGGGAAACCGGCUGUACGACCACACAGUAAGGACGAAGAUGAGGAGGAGGAGGAUGCCAGUGACGGAGGUGACACGAUGAUGAGCGCUGAGGACGUCAUCGCAGAGCAGGCCGACGGGCAGGAGAGCGACCCGCUGGCCAACCUCAGCAAGAAGGACAAGAAGAAGAAAAAGAAACGGAUGGAGUAUGAGCGGCAGGUGGCCAGUGUCCGUGCUCAGAACGCCUUGGAGGGAGAUUUCUCCAUCUCCCAGGCAGAGAUGUCCUCCAGACAGGCCAUGCUGGAGAACGCCUCGGACAUCAAGCUGGAGAGGUUCAGCAUCUCCGCUCAUGGGAAAGAGCUGUUCAUCAACGCUGACCUUCUCAUUGUGGCGGGAAGAAGAUAUGGUUUGGUUGGACCCAAUGGCAAAGGAAAGACCACCUUACUGAAGCACAUAGCCAACCGAGCUCUGAGCAUCCCCCCCAACAUCGAUGUGCUGCUGUGUGAGCAGGAGGUGGUAGCUGAUGACACCCCGGCGGUGCAGGCGGUGCUGAAGGCAGACACCCGCCGCCUGAAGCUCCUGGAGGAGGAGCGGCAGCUGCAGGUGCGCCUGGAGAAGGGAGAGGACAGCGUGGCGGAGCGGCUGGAGAAGGUCUAUGAAGAACUCCGGGCUAUUGGAGCUGCAGCCGCCGAGCCCAAGGCCCGGAGGAUCCUGGCCGGUCUCUCCUUCACCCCUGAGAUGCAGAACAGACCCACCAAGAGGUUCUCUGGAGGGUGGAGAAUGAGGGUGUCCCUCGCCAGAGCUCUGUUCAUGGAGCCCACUCUGCUGAUGCUGGACGAACCCACCAACCACCUGGACCUGAACGCCGUCAUCUGGCUCAACAACUACCUUCAAGGCUGGAAGAAGACUCUCCUCAUCGUUUCCCAUGACCAAAGUUUCCUUGACGAUGUGUGCACUGAUAUCAUCCACCUGGACAACGAGAAGCUCUACUACUACAGAGGGAACUACUUGACCUUCAAGAAGAUGUACGUGCAGAAGCAGAAAGAACUACAGAAACAGUACGACAAGCAGGAGAAGAAGCUGAAGGACCUGAAGGCUGGUGGCAAGUCCACCAAACAGGCAGAGAAGCAAACCAAGGUCGACCUGACCAGAAAGCAGCAGAAAGGCAAGAAGAAAGGAGCUCAGGAGGAGGAGAGCCAGGAUGCCACGGAGCUGCUGAAGAGGCCCAGAGAGUACACCGUCAAGUUCACCUUCCCCAACCCGCCGCCGCUGUCCCCGCCCAUCCUGGGACUACACUGUGUUGACUUUGGCUACACUGCUCAGAAGCCUCUCUUCAAAAACGUGGACUUUGGAAUCGACAUGGACUCGAGGAUUUGUAUAGUUGGACCCAAUGGUGUCGGGAAGAGUACCCUGCUUCUGCUGCUCACUGGGAAGCUAAGUCCUUCUAAAGGUGAGAUGAGGAGGAAUCAUCGCUUGAAAGUGGGCUUCUUCAACCAGCAGUACGCCGAUCAGCUGAACAUGGAGGAGACCGCCACAGAGUACCUCAUGAGGAACUUCAAUCUCCCCUACCAGGACGGCAGGAAGUGCCUGGGACGCUUCGGCCUGGAGAGCCACGCCCACACCAUCCAGAUCUCUAAGCUGUCGGGCGGGCAGAAAGCCAGGGUGGUGUUUGCGGAGCUGUCCUGCCGUCAGCCCGAUGUGCUGAUCCUGGACGAGCCCACCAACAACCUGGACAUCGAGUCCAUCGAUGCCUUAUCGGAGGCCAUCAAUGAGUAUAAAGGAGCUGUGAUCAUCGUGAGUCACGACGCCCGGCUCAUCACGGAGACUCAGUGCACCAUGUGGGUGGUGGAGGACAGCACGGUGAACCAGAUCGACGGAGACUUUGACGACUACAAGCGGGAGGUGCUUGAGUCUCUGGGGGAGACCAUGGUCAACAAGGUCAACCCGUGAUUACUAAGCGCUCUCCUGAAGAUCACACACAAUAAAACCAAUGAACUCUU
Molecule: messenger RNA, 2555 nt
Organism: Gasterosteus aculeatus aculeatus (three-spined stickleback)
Lineage: Eukaryota; Metazoa; Chordata; Actinopteri; Perciformes; Gasterosteidae
Gene: abcf1
Product: ATP-binding cassette, sub-family F (GCN20), member 1
Molecular function (GO): ATP hydrolysis activity; ATP binding
Source: RefSeq, a predicted model, not a curated record